CGUGCAGCCAUGCAAGAGCAUAUAACAUACAAAUGUAGAUUAAUUAUACUUUCACGUAUGGACAUAUGUACAUAUAUAAAAACAAGUACGUAUGUAAAUCGUUUGUAAUUGGCACACGCCUUCAUGUCGGUCGCCAAGAUUGAGUCAACUCAAUUUCUUUUAUUGUCGCUCUUUUAUUAUUUUGUUAUUGUGAUUUUCCUUUGGGCUACUGCGGACAACAAUGGCGCAAAUAAGAAUCGAAUGACGAAACGAAGGCGAACGCAAAAGUGCUGCCGAAAUAAAGAGGCUGUGUGUAGCCGUCCCUUAACUAUUAGUAUAAUUGUUACUUUGUUAGCCGCCGCCGGUCCAUAACGUGCUCGAUAAAAUUCUUCGCAUUCGCGACACGUUCUUAUCAUUGCAGAAAAGAAGAUAAACAUUAAACUAGAGGAAUUUGUGUUGGUUUUGCGCUCCUCAAAAAUGAAUAAUAAGAGAAUGAUUGCGCAAACCUAAUUGAGUUUUAAUGAUCUCGUAUUUUAAACAUUAUUGAUGACGAUUUGCAAAAACAUGAGCGCUACACUCUCAAUUAAUCAGAAGCAUUUGAGCGUCAAUGAGAAUCAUUUUGGCGGCGUUGUAGAGCGAAACCGUUCACGAUCGGAACGGGCCUCCAGCUUGGCACUGCCGCACAACUCCCUCUUGGACUUUUAUGAUAAAGAGCAGGAACAAUGCAGCUCGGUGGCAUUGUUGCCGACCACUGUCAAUGUGGUUGUGCGUCGGCACUCGUCGCACUACUAUCCAAUGCUAGAGGAGAAGCACACGUCGCCGUUGCAGCAGCAACAGCAACAACAGUCAUUAAAAACACAUACACAAAUGCAAAUGCAGACAAGACAAUUAAAUGCGAUGACCGCAAAUGGUGGCGCGCUCCCAACGCUGACCGUUGCCAUUCCCGAGUUGCCGCAAUACAAUUAUAAUCAUAAUAAAGCUGGUCAAUUGGCGAUGCAGGACAUGCAAUCGAUGUCAUCAUUGCCGCUUUCAAGCCUUGUGAAUGGCAAAGAGAAAAAAGUUUUCACAUACAAUACGGUGACCAACAGUGCCAAUGGUGCCACCAAAAACCAACCUAUGAACUUGCCCAACACAGCAGCCCACACAAGUAUUGUACCGGAUACACCACCUCCACCCGUCCCGAAGCGAACAUUUCGUGGCAAUUACGCUUGGAACGCAGCAAUUGAUUCGCCUACGCCCACGUCCGCAAGUCAAACACCAACCAAAGAUAAACAACACAUCAGUGCUGGCACCGCUUUUGUUUAUCCACCGCAAACCCAAACCCUUUCACCCGGCCAUCGGCUACAUCAGCAACAGAGUAAUACGGUUUAUUACAACACGGGCGUUGGUGGCGGAAACGUAGGCGUAGAACCGACACAAAUACAAAGUCAAUCCAUGCUUGUUGACCUGGCUACACGUCCACUAUACGUGGAUUCAGGCCUGGAUGCCGGCGGUAUUUCAGAUGAUGAUCGGAUGAGUUUGGAAAAUUCUGUAUUUGAUGAGUCGUUGACAUCGACACCUGUCAAGGUCACCAAGGGUGCGUCCGAAGGUACGGGAGGUGGAAAGUUACUAAAUGCUGCAUUCACAGCAAAGACAUUGGUAGCUUUUACUGGGGACUUGAGCAACGCUGCAAAACGUGCAAAUCGCUCGUCCAGCAGUACGGCUGACUCUACCAUCACCAUCUCUUCUGGCUACGGUUCAGGUCAUAGUGAACGUUUUGCCUCCUCUUCGACUAGUGCGGACUUCCGCAGCCGUUUCUCAUCUGUUGAUACACAAUCUUCAAUCGAUAGUUGUCCAACAGAGAAGACGAGCGAGUCCUCUAUAUCCAAAGAUUACUCUAAAAUGGAACGAACAUUGCUUAACGAUGCUAUAAACGAUUACAAUAACUUAAAUAAUAAUGAAACUCGCAGUCAUGUGGGUUGUAAUAUUUUGGUUGGCAAUAACAAUGUGCCCCCUAGUCGGCACUCUCCAAAUGCGAAUACCCAGAUGAACAAUGGAUUGGUGCAGCAAAAACCCCCUAUAGUUCCAACACGAAAACAGUAUCCAGAUGUAGCAAAGAUUCCGCCACCCUGCAGUAAAAAUAGUUCACAGCAGUCUCUACAUAGCAGCGGUUGUGGCAGCGGCAGUGGUAGCGUGGGCAGUAGUAACGCUGUCUCCACGGUGUCGGCUUCCACGUCCACCUCCUCUACGGUGUCUGCUGGUUCGGGUACUUCUACGGGUUCUCUGCUGUCAGGUUCGGCCACUACAUCGAAUAAUGCCAUUUCACCGCUUACACACAACGCAGCCAAUGUUUAUCAACAGUCAAAACGUCCAGUACCGCCGAUACCGCCAACGCGCGGUCAAAUUAGUUUCGAUCAUAACAUCAAUAAUGGCACGCAAAUUGAAGCCACACCGGCCGCAUCGAAACCACCGACAGCACUAAGCGUUCGGAACAAGCUUGGUAAAAAUAAACCUCCCCCUAUCGUUUACCCAAAACUACAUCAACGGCAGGACUCCAAUUUGUCCAGUGACAGUUUUUCCGUCACUUCCAGUCCUGGUUAUAACUCAAAAAAUCUUAUGGAUGUACCGUUACUUCAGAAUGCAUCACGCAUCAAUAAGAGCGGUGCGGGUGCGGGUGCGGGUGCGGGUAUGGGUAUGGGUAUGGGUAUGAGUGUUCGGAAUCCGGAUUUAGUGGAUGGUUUUAAUUUAAAUGGAUCACGAUUUGCUGCGCUAACAUCUAGUGGAAUUGGAAAUCCUGUGCUACCACCUCCACGUAACAAAUACAGCUGCCGUCAGGAUUCAAAUAUUUCCAGUGAUAGUUUCAGUCAAACUUCCAGUCCAAGUUACAAUACAAAGCAAAUGGAAGCUCCUUUAUUACCCUCGCUCUCUGUAAAAAGGUUGUGCGGCGUCCCGGCGCCAAUUGUUUACAAACAAAAACUGCAAAAUGAAACCAUCGAAGAGAUGGAACAAUCGGUUCCUAUGUCGCCACUUACCAAAUGCGUGUCCACUCCGGCUAGUCUACAAACAAUUGUACGAUUCCAAAAUGGAACCCCCAACACGAUGUCACUACAGCAUCAGAUUAUUCAUCGUCGCAAAAGCUCCAAUCCUUAUAUCACCAAUGGUCGACUGAAGUUUCGUCUCUGGCAAGUAUUAGUAAACGCAUUCGCUUUAUUGGUGAUUGCUGGUGGCUUGGCGGCAUAUUUCAAUGCCUAUCCAACCAUAAAAUUUGUCAAUAAAACGAUUAUAAACACAGUCCAUGUGGAGGAUACAUCGAUUUAUGGAAAGAACCCUGCACCCGGUACUUGUUUACCUAUCAUAGUGAAGUUUUGCCAAGGUCCACAAAUCCCCUACAACUACACCGUGUUCCCCAAUUACAUUGGGCAUUUCGGGCAACUGGAAACUCAAGUGGAUCUAGAUGCCUACGAUGCACUAGUGGAUGUGCGAUGCUACGAAUUAGUCUCACUGUUCCUCUGUACCCUAUUUGUACCGAAGUGCGGUUCGACCGGAGCAACUGUGCCACCUUGUAAAACCUUGUGCACCGAAACUAUGCGACGUUGUGGUUUCUUCUUUGAUGUGUUCGGCCUCAGUUUACCUGAAUAUUUGAAUUGUAAGCUCUUUAAAGAUUUCGAAAACCCCGAAGACUGUGUAGGACUCGACCAAGUGCGUGAGGUGAUGAUAGCAUCGACGAACCCCAAAUGCGAUGGUUUUCAGUGUGAUCAAAAUCGUUGCUUGCCCAAAGAUUACGUAUGCGAUGGUCAUUUGGAUUGUAACGACCAAACAGAUGAGGCCAAAUGCGAACGGUGCCAAAAGGAUGAGAUCUAUUGUGGCGAUGAUCGUUGCAUAGGUAUAAAUCACGUAUGUGACGGCGUUAUCGACUGUCCUUAUGGGCAAGAUGAACGAAAUUGCAUUCGUCUAAGCGAUCGUAAUGGCGAUUUAGGGAAAGGCAUGUUGGAAUUCUAUCGCAUAAGCACACAAAUGUGGACGCCAGCUUGUGUUAAAAACUGGGAUCGCGCAGUAUCCCCUUCAGCUGUAUGCUCUAUGUUGGGUUAUAGUGCCGUUAACGCCACGAGUGUGGUAACACUCAAAACACACCGAUCGCUUAUGGCAUCCAUAAAUGUAUCGACCGAUAUUUGGAAUAUGUAUGCGAAAAAACAUUCAAAUUUGAUGCAGGAAUUCUCAAGUUGUUCACCCGACGAGGAUUAUCCAGUUGCUGAAUUAACUUGUACUAAUUACGAGUGCGGAAAAGUUAAACGGGGACGCCACAAGCCAUCUCGCCGCAUCAUUGGAGGAUCACAGGCCAACCCAGGCACUUGGCCAUUUUUGGCCGCAAUUUUAGGAGGACCUGAAAAAAUAUUCUACUGCGCGGGAGUUCUAAUUUCCGAUCAAUGGGUACUCACAGCGUCGCAUUGCAUAGGAAAUCAUACCGUCAUUGACCUUGAAGAUUGGACCAUACAGCUUGGUGUAACGCGCCGAAACUCCUAUACAUACACGGGGCAAAAGGUUAAAGUCAAAACAGUUAUACCACAUCCGCAUUACAAUUCCGUAAUCACACAUGACAAUGACAUAGCACUAUUUCAACUGGCCACUAGAGUUGCAUUCCAUGAGCACUUAUUGCCUGUUUGUCUGCCGCCACCCGGAAUUAAACUGAAACCGGAUCAAAUGUGUACAGUGAUCGGUUGGGGAAAGCGGGACAAUAAAGAUCCAAAAUCCACAUAUGAACCAAUUGUGAAUGAAGUGCAAGUCCCGAUUAUUGGCCGUCAGCAAUGCGAUGUUUGGCUUGAUAAUCUGACAGUGUCCGAUGGAAUGAUAUGCGCCGGCUACGAGGAAGGAGGCAAGGAUGCGUGCCAGGGUGAUUCCGGAGGUCCUCUCUUGUGUCCCUAUCCAGGAGAAAAGGAUCGUUGGUUUGUGGGUGGCAUCGUAUCGUGGGGCAUAAUGUGUGCACAUCCGAAAUUGCCAGGCGUAUAUGCGAAUGUAAUCAAGUAUGUACCAUGGAUACAGGAGCAAAUGGCUAAAUAUUCAAAACCUGAAAAUGAAGAGAGGUUGUCCAAAUAUGAUGCACAUCCAGGCGGACCAGAUAUUCUCUCGAACAUAGCAACUGGACCCGUACGCAACAAAAAACCAUAUCACAAUCAGAAUCGCAGUCCAAUGGACAUUGAUUACUACGACAAUUAUAAGAAGACCUAGAUUAAACAUUCACAUUAAAAGUAAAAAACUUAAAGAAACCAGCACAAGAAAGCCAUUAUAUUGUAAGUGAGGUGUUCAAUAAACCAUAGAGAGAGAGAAGGCAGUCGAAAUGUACGAAAAUAAGUACAUUGAAUUUUGAUAGACAAUAAUACACAUAUACAUAGAUACUAUAUGUAAAUUAGGUAUAGAGAAACAUUUCUACAAAGUGUUAGACAAUACAGUUUAGUUGCGACUCGUUUGUAUUUAACAAACAACAAAUAUAUUCAUAUCCUUGUGGCAUAUUGCCAUUUGAAAAAUGGAAUAUGUUUACAUAAAAAAAUUAAAUUUAGGCAAAGAGUGUAUAACAGCUAUGCUUAUACAAGUACUACAAGGUUUUUGUAAUACAUUAGUAUUAGAGGGCACACUUUUGAUGGGAUAACCAUGCACACACAUAUUAUAACCGAAGAAGUCAAUUUCCGAAUUUAAAUGUCAAUUGGAUACAAAGUUCACAGCGUUUCCUUGAAGGGAACCAUAGAAAAUGUGACAAAAUCCGUGAGUGUCAACCAAAUACCAGCACAUACAUACCUACACACAAACAUGCUAUAUGCAACAAAAUACAGAAAGUAUUUUAUAUUUGUACAUCAUGUGUACAUAGUUUUAUAUCAUAUUUUUAACAAUUAGCUAUUUAUUCUUGACAUAACUUUGAGGUUUUGUACUCGUAGUAAAGUAACGGGCAAAGUGCGUACUUCCUCUGCGACAGCAAAGUUGCAAUUGACGAUUAUGAUUUAUUUUCAAAUAUACAUAUACAUAUGUAUAUACACAUAUCUACUUCUGUUAUCAAUGCUAACAUUUGACAUGUAUGGUUGUAUGUAUGUGCCAGUGCGGCGACUCAAAACGGAAGUAAAUCAUAAAAAUUAUUCUAAUUAAAAUAUAUCCACUCAACUCAAGUAUACACUCACACCCACAUACAUAUAUCUACAUAUAUGUAUUAAAUAUUUAUACACACACAUUUAUAUGUUACAUACAUACAUAUAUGUAAAACAUGAAAUUGUUACACGUCUAUUAAUUAGCAAAUGUACACAGAGAGCUCAUUUGCAUAAAUACCUACACAUAUGCAUAUGUACAUACAAAUAUGGUUAUGAUAAAAAACAAAAAAAAAAAACAAUAUUUUUUAUAAGCAAACGGAAAUAUAUAGUUAAUUUUUAUAUGUGUACACGUAUAAAAUGUGCAGUAAAGCUAUUAUCCUUGCAAAAGUAAACCACACAAAUUAUGAAAGAAAAUACAUACAAACACAUAAAGAAAAUUAGUAAAUUUAAGACGCAGCAAGUGCAUAGAUACAAAUAUUAUACGUAUGUAGUAGUGCGGUAUGUAGUCAAUGACUGUAAUAUUGUUGUGUGAGCAAAUGUUCCAAAAUAAAUAACUACAAUAAUGAAAUAAGCUAAAGAGUGGAAAAGUUACAUAUACCACAUGCAUUCAUACUCUACGCACAUCCACACAAUCAUAUGUAUGUAUACCUAUAACGAACAUACAUACUUACGCGUUGUGUUAUCUGAAUGAAUAUGCCUAUUAAAUGUGUGAACUAUGUAUGUUAAUAAAAAUUGAGACAAUAAAAUAAAGUUCAAAACCGAACGGGGUGAAAUGGAAUGCAGCAAAUAAAGACAAUGUACCGAAGACAAUAAAUUUGUAAUUUGUAGAAUGUGUUGUAUUAUAUAAUAAGGUAUAGUGAUGAUUUUAAAUAGAUUUAUACAUUAACAAAUAAUUUACGUGCAGACGCACAUGCAUGGCUGAGGUCUAAAAAAAUUUAAAAUUUAAAAUUAAUUAUUUUUAAUUUUGAAAUGCGAGAAACAAUUGAAAAUUGAUUUUUGCGAAACAACAGCACUGUAAAGAACUAAAUUUUUAAGCGAAUAUCUAACUAAUGCUGAGAGAACAAUUUAGAUUAUUUGAAUUACGAAUCGCUUUUUAAUUUUUUUCCCUCGAAAAUAUUUACAAAUUAUUUUAGUUUAAAAUAAACAUAUGGUUUUAAAUACCUAUUAUUUUCAAUUAAAAGACAAUAAAACAAGCAGAAACUUAUUGGGACACACAAAUAUUAGUGCGGCGUGUUGUUGUAAGCUUCUAUUUAGUAAAAUAAUGAAAUAAAACGAGAAACUAAAAGAAAUAUAUGCAUG
Messenger RNA from Bactrocera latifrons, 7325 nucleotides. RefSeq lists its product as uncharacterized. NCBI's taxonomy places the organism in Eukaryota, Metazoa, Arthropoda, Insecta, Diptera, Tephritidae. Bases 526 to 5181 code for a protein of 1551 amino acids. Gene Ontology annotation, molecular function: serine-type endopeptidase activity; protein binding. Gene Ontology annotation, cellular component: membrane. The transcript has 13 exons. The record is from RefSeq and is a predicted model, not a curated record. Gene Ontology annotation, biological process: proteolysis.